Ceratitis capitata (Mediterranean fruit fly) is the source of this 2852-nucleotide messenger RNA. Its product is annotated as NCK-interacting protein with SH3 domain. The coding region runs from base 264 to 2666 and encodes 800 amino acids. Gene Ontology annotation, molecular function: protein binding; Arp2/3 complex binding. The record is from RefSeq and is a predicted model, not a curated record. The transcript has 9 exons. Gene Ontology annotation, biological process: endocytosis. Lineage: Eukaryota; Metazoa; Arthropoda; Insecta; Diptera; Tephritidae.
UUUGUGAAAUUGCUUUUUUUCAGUGAAUGCAAAUUUUAAAUAAAUACAUAAAUUUGGAAAAAUUUUAAGAGGAAUAUUUUAAAUUCACACGUCCUCCAUACUUAUAUACUUCAAGUGGGUUUUAGGGAUUGCCUUUUUUUAUUGUUCUAACUUAUGAUUUGACGGAAGGGAUUCCCUACUUUGAUCCUUGAAGAAUACACACAGCGUCAAUGUGAAAAGGAGAAAUAUAAACAAAAAUUUUAAAUAACGUCCUUGACAAGAAAAUGGAAAGCAUCGAAAUGCUGAAAGCACUUUACGACUUCCAGGCGGUCUAUCCCAAAACGAUAAGCUUCGAUGAAGGUGAAUACUUCAUACUGUACCAAACCUCAGCGCGGCAACGAAACUGGUGGCAAGUGGUUAGCAUGAAAGGCAAUAUUGGUUUUGUGCCAUCUAAUUACGUAAUGAAGAUUAAGGUGGAACCAGAUUUUCUCAUUAGUUUUCUAAACUCUUCAAUUGAGUCGCUUGAAAAGUCUACCGAAAGUGAGAUAAAUGGAAUAAUGCCAAAGGAGGAGCUAUUAGAGCGGCUGCGUGAGAAGAAAAUGUCCAUGGAAAAGCUGUAUUUGGACUACUCGGAGCGAGAUUGCGACUCUUCCUUGUCAUUUUCACAAAGUAUUAGUGAGAAAAACUACUCCAAAUCGCAAAGUAAUCGCGCCACUUCCGCGUCGGCUCAGCAAACACCACGCAGUCCACAAAGUCCACCACGAUCCAAUCGUUUGGACGGUAAUAAAAAAUCGAUGUCUAGCCCCGCUGUUGGUGUUGUAAUGCCACAAAUUAUGCAAGAAUCCACUAGCAUGGGCACCAUGCAGAUACAGACGCAACAAUCACAACUACAACAGCUGCAACAGCAACAGCAACAGCAACAACCACAACAACAACAAGCACAGUCUAGCAAUAAAGCCAGUGAUAUAACACAAGAUAACAGUAUCACAUCGGAGCCUUCGGAGACUACAACAACAACAACGACAACCAGUGAAGAUGUGGUGACCACAUUUAAAGAAUCUAGUCAGAAUCAGAAUUGUACCAAACACAAUGGCAGCGAGCGAAAGUCUGAUACAGGCGAUGGUAAUAGUCGCAAUGGUGGUAAUGGCGGUAAUAGCUAUAAUGGUGCUGGCACCACUGGAAAUGGUGUAGCUGGUGGCACGAAUACCCUUACAGAUACCAGUGAACAUUUCAAUGAUGAAAAAUUUGCCGAAAAAUCGGAGGGUAGUGAACCGCCUAGUGAUGGCCGUGAUGUCGCUACAUUGGCUAACGAUGGACGUGGUGACUUUACCAAUAGCGUUGAGAAUAGUCAAGCAUUGGAUAGUGAAGAAAUCGCACUGCAGCAGGAAUUGCAAAUAGCCACUUCUGUUACAUCGACAGUUACAACAAAUGCUGUUAUGUACGGAGCGACACGGAAUAAUUUAAAAGUUGAAUCAUCGGAUGUUUAUCAAAUUGUUGAUAUAAUAAGACGUAAUACGAAUUUGAGUUUCGAUUUGUCAUGCGAAGCAUUACGUGUGGUCUUAACUAGUCUAGAGCAAUUGUAUAACGGUGCCAUAAAUCCAUACCUAGAGGCAGUAGCGAUACAUGUAACCGAUAAAGUGGAGACACCCAAAGCUUUAUUGGGCAUGACACACGACUCGAAACGCCUGCAAUAUAUAUUUUCACAAUUGGCUGAUUGCAAAAACGACACUGAACAACGUUCAUGGAUGUUGUACGAGGAUGAAGAUGAUAUUAUACAGUUUCUCGAGGAACUAGUCGAAAUAUUGAACAAUGCUGAUGAAAAUAUUAGUUGUUAUGAAAUGUCUUGCGAUCAAUAUCAGGUGCUAAUCAAUCUCGUACAGUAUUAUCAAAUGGAAACCCGUUGGGCCAUUAAACAACUUUUGCUGAAGACUUUUACCGCUGCUUGCCAUUUAGACCAUAUUAUAGUUGAUAUUUUACUCACUUCUGUAUUGCCAUUGGAAAUCGUAGAAGACAUGAAAACCAAUUUUGCCAAUUUAGAUAAAUUUAAGAAACUUGUCAAAAUGUUAACAAUAAUAUUUUCGUUGGGUCAACCUAUGCCAGUAAAUCAUCAAGACUAUCUCGGGGUACAUUUUGCGAGUUUUCUUUUAGAAAUCGUUGAGGGCAAUAAUCCUGAAAGCCUUGUUGAUAUGGUUAUAUCCCUGAUAUUAGCAUUUAAUCUACAAUUUACGGACUUCUCACAGAAUGUUGUUGUCGAGGCUAUGCAAAGCUUACCGAGUGCGAAAAUUUUUACUGAGAAAAUUCUAUUACUAUUAAAUAGAGAAGAGGAUCCAAUUAAGUUGUUAAAACACUCUACGGAGACUAUGAAUUCAGUGCUAAAAAUGUUUAUCGACAUCUUUAGCAAUCCAGAUACUGCUGGCAUGUUUUAUACAAACGAUAACAAAGUGCUCAUUGACAUACUAGUGCGACAAUUGUCCGAUUUAUGUGCUGGUAAUCCGUUACGUCGCUGUUACUUGGAGCUAUGCCGACGCAUUUUACGCAAUACCAAUUACACUGAACAUCAGCAUCGUAAGCAGGACUUUAUGAAAAUAUUUACACGUAUAUUUUGUGAAGAGACAGAAUGUAGCGCAUCGGACCAACAGUUAGUGCGGGAGAUUGCUAACGAAUUUCCACAACUAUUCAAGGCUUAAAAGAUAUUUAUGGUAUUGGCGAAAAACGCCAUUUUGAUGAUGACUGAGGUAGUAGUAAAUUCAACAUGUGUAUGUAUAUACACGUAGAUGCAUACAUGUGUGUAUGUAUUGGCUUUUUAUUUGUGAUUUGUGAUUUGUAAAAUUUUUUUUUAUUGUUUUAUUAUAUGUGUUUUUAGUGAUUGUUUA